CGUACCAAUAACCCAUUAAUCACCCAUCCCCUUCGCAAGGAGAGAAGCUCAACGCGACAUCCACCAAAAAGGAAAAAGAAAAAGGAUUUUGUUCUUGGAGGGGACGGGAGUGCUCCAAUUUCAAAACCAAAUUCAUUUUUCGUUGCCUCUACCGCCUUCUUUUUCAUACUCGUGGAGGAAAAUUUGGCGGAUUCCCGAUUCCGCUCCAACUCCGGUCUUGCAGUUGCUGUUCCCUCUCCUACUAGCUGUUCGCGGUUAGGGUUAGGGUUUAAGUGUUCCGUCACGAUGUAUGCUGAUCGAGUGGAAGCUUCGGAGAAGAUGUCUGUGAAGGAGCGUCUCAAUGGCAAUUCCGUCGGUGACUCUUUCCGCCGGAGACAAGUAACUGGCAAAAGGCAAAGACAAGAUGACAAGUGGGAACAUGACCUCUUUAAUAAUGAUGAACCACACACUUCAAAUCGCCGAGUUGAUGCCCGAGAUCUUCGAGUAAAGCUCCAAAAGAAAAGCCAAGCACCUCAAACUGGAAGACAAGGCAUUCGUGAUUUGAGGGAGAAGCUGUCUGGGACAAUGAAUCCACAACCGAUGAAUUCUGAUCCACCAAAAUCAAAACAAGCCAGGAGAAGUGUUGCUGCUGAUGCUCAUGAACCCGAGAUUAAGAAAGUUUCCAGUGUCGCUACCAAAAAGAAGUCUCAGCAAAAGGCAUCUCUUACUUCUGUCUAAUGUUUUCCUCAUUCUUCGAUGUCUCAGCAUAGACCCUCUGGGUCUUCAAAGUUCUCUAAUAAAGCCAAACUGUAGUGUUAGAAUUUCUUUGUGGUUAUGACAUUUAAGGAAAACUAACUUCCAAAGGCUCCUCAUAACCAUAAGUUCAUAACUACUUGGCUCACACCACAAACAUUAAUCAGUGCAGAUUCUUAUUAUUGCAGAAAGAUACAUCAGUGGACAGCUUUUUGGAGUCAUUGGGUCUUGAAAAAUACCAAAUCACUUUUCAGGCUGAGGAAGUUGACAUGGCCGCUCUUGUACACAUGAAUGACGAUGAUCUUAAGGCUUUGGGCAUUCCAAUGGUAUGCACAAGCUAGACUCUUUCUCUUCAACAUACAUUUGAAUUCUGCAUGGAUGUUUUUACUAUUUGAUAAUAUUCUCCAGUUUUUCUGGGAUCAAGAAUAAACAGACCUUGCUUUCCUAUUAUAAGUUGUCAGGUAAGCAUAAAUUACAACUAGCCCUUCCAGGAGUUAGAAGUGGGUAGUUUUAACUCCAAAUCAAGAUGUCUAGUAUUGAAAGAAAGCCUAGAGGGAUGAUACUCAUGAUUAUAGAACUGUAUUUGGAAGUUGUAACAACAGUUUUUGUUUCAAGUCUCAAAGGUCUCCAUUUUGUUCUCAGGCUUCUUGUUUGUGCUCGACCAAACUUAAUUUUCCUCAUUAUCAUUUGUUGGGAUCGAUCAGUUGCACUAACAAGCCAUUCCAUGCAGAAGAAGAGUCCAUUUCCUGGUUAACUGGUUGUUUGUCUCUGUAAAUGACAGAGUACUCUUGAGGAGGCAGGAGGUUUUGAGAAAGCUGAUGCCUCUUUGGUUUACUUUG
Messenger RNA from Linum tenue, 1571 nucleotides. The record is from the annotation of a GenBank genome assembly. NCBI's taxonomy places the organism in Eukaryota, Viridiplantae, Streptophyta, Magnoliopsida, Malpighiales, Linaceae.